Molecule: messenger RNA, 2556 nt
Organism: Esox lucius (northern pike)
Lineage: Eukaryota; Metazoa; Chordata; Actinopteri; Esociformes; Esocidae
Product: synaptic vesicle membrane protein VAT-1 homolog
Exons: 6
Coding region: 430-1779 (449 amino acids)
Molecular function (GO): oxidoreductase activity
Source: RefSeq, a predicted model, not a curated record
UACCGUGCGUUGAAACGUUGGAACCAAUGGUACUAUUUUCGGUCAUAAUAACUUCUACACCCCUGUCGCCUAAUCUGAAUUUCGUGCACCUUGAAGACAAUGCCACCUGAUGUAAAUCUUUUUCGCGUAACUCCUUCAACAUUAAAUCCAGUUUCCGGGUUUUUACGGUAGCCACAUCCCGUCUGGCAGAGUACUCCCCAUUGCUAAAUAACGGAUCUGUCAGUUCUCUCGCUGGAGCAACGCACGAAAACCAUCUCUUGAAUAACCUGUUGUCCGCUACGUUAUCAAUAUAUUUUCGAAAAUUGUGCACUGUUUAAAACAAAGAUUAUUCAAUUUCAAAUUAUUCUGUAAAGUGCCUUAAUAGUUUAUCAAGAAAAUAUUUUAAACAUAGCUGCAUCACAAAAGAUAAAAGCAACAAACAAUCCGAUCAUGUCUUGCGAAGAGGCAGCGGCACAACAGCAGCCAGAACAAGCCGAAGAGAAGACUGAUGACCCACCUAUUGAGGAACCACUAUCGGAGUUAGCCAAAGGCGGCGAGAUAUCGCCCGCGGAGGAGCCAGCAGAAGCGGUGGUGGCGAACCCCGAAAAAGCGCCCGUUGCGUCUGAGGAAGACGUGUUCACCUACCGUGCUUUGGUGCUAACGGGCUAUGGUGGAUAUGAGAAAGUAAAGCUCCAGAUGAAAAAGGGAAAGCCGAGCAUUAAGAGCGGAGAGGUGCUUGUGCGGGUUAAGGCGUGUGGUCUGAACUUUGCUGAGUUAUUGGGGAGGCAGGGUUUGUAUGAGCUUCUGCCGUCGCCGCCCGUCACGCUCGGGAUGGAAUGCUCCGGCGUGAUUGAAGCUUUGGGGGAAGAUGUGACUAGUAGAAAAGUGGGCGACCGUGUGUUGGUGCUGAGUCGUCACGGUCUCUGGCAGGAAGUGGUGGCUGUGCCUGCUAGCCAGACAUUUAUCAUGCCUGAGUCAAUGAGCUUCGAGGAGGCGGCAGCACUGCCCAUCAACUACCUGACAGCCUACAUGAUGCUGUUUGAAAUGGCCAACGUCAGAGCCGGACAGAGCAUCCUCAUCCACAUGGCAGCAGGUGGCGUGGGCAUCGCUGCCACCCAGCUCUGCCAGACACUGGAAGGCGUGACGGUCUUUGGCACGGCAUCGGCCAGCAAGCACGAGACCAUCAGCCAGGGAGGGGUCACCCACCCCGUCGACUACCGCACACGGGAUUACGCCGAGGAGAUCCGUAAAAUCAGCCCCAAGGGUCUGGAUGUUGUCCUGGACCCUCUGGGAGGCUCAGACACUCAUAAGGCCUUUAGUUUGCUGAAGCCCAUGGGAACCCUCAUAGUGUUUGGUGCGGCCAACUGCGUGACAGGCCAGAAGAAGAACCUGUUGGCCAUGGCUAAGACCUGGUACAACCAGUUCACCAUCAACACUCUGCGGCUGAUGCACGCCAACAAGGCUGUGUGUGGCUUCCACCUGGGUUACCUGGGUGAUGACGAGCUCAUCUUCAAGACCAUGAACACCCUGCUGGAGCUGUACAUCCAGGGAAAGAUCAAGCCCCGCAUCGACUCCACCUACCACUUUGAACAGGUGGGUGACGCCAUGCGCCGCAUGCACGAGCGCAACAACAUCGGCAAGGUGAUCCUGCUCCCUGAGCCAAAGGCGGAGAAAGAAGUGGAGAAUUCGGAGGAAAAGGCUAAGUCCAGCCCUGAGCAAGGAGAGAUGGAUGACAAGAAGGAGGAGGAAGUGAAAAAAGAGGAGAGCAGCCAAGAAGGGGUCAAGAGUGAGGAGAAUUGAGAAAAAGGAGAGAGCGCGUGCAUGUGAUUAGUACACCCGAGCACUUGUUCAGCCUCCUCCUCUACUCCUCAGUCAAUGUCUCCAAAAUCGCCUGUUGUGUGUUUAUAUUUGUUUAUGUGUAUGAUGAAUUUGCCCCUUAGUACUGAUCUGAGAUCAGUUUUUACCUGAUUUUGGUUCAUGGUAAAUUCUAUGAAAUGCAAAAAUGAGCCGCAGCAUUGUGCCGACAUUCAUGCAACAAAGGGCGCAAAGAGAGACGCUACUCCCUCUGCAGUUGUCAUUGAACAGCUCCAGUGUUGCAGCCGAGUGAAGCGUUAAACGUGCAAACGUCUGUGCGUUCUGGGCAAGCAAGCCGCCUCGCGCCACGCUCGUUUCCAACAUUGCUGGUUUACCCUUUCAGUUUAAUAAGGCUGAUCACAGACCUGUGCUUAGGGGCAAACGUUAAUUGGUGGCCUUGUUCUGAUUGACACCAUGGUGACUUAAUCCUCCUGUUUGUAAGAAAGUUCAUGUGUUUACAGUAAUGUUUCAAGCCCUUAAGUUUCAAUGGGAAAGAAGUGACCCGUUAGCAACAUGAGUCACUGGUGUGGACCCACUUUAAUUUGCCUCCCCACGAGUUGACAGCAUGCUCUUCUUGAUUCAGCUGGCAGGUACAGUGUUGUUGUUAUGAAUUGAGGGUCCAGCUUUUCAGAAAAAAAGUUAGUAUUUAGCAUUAGAAAAUAAAAGUGUGAAAGUGUGUGCGUGCGCGUGUGUGUGAUGUUUAAAUAGUGUUUUGCCAAAGUU